AUGAGCUUAUGUAUUAAGGCUAGGGUCCGGCUUCCGUCUCGUGGGCAGGUUCGAAUCCCGGCACCGAUUGAUGAUAGGAAAUAUAGAAAAGAAACAUCUGUCGAUGAUCUUAAACUCAUUCAAGUUGGACUCACACUUUCGGAUUCUGAGGGAAACCUUCCUGACUUUGGAACCAAUAACAGUUACAUCUGGGAGUUUAACUUCUGUGAUUUUGACGUCAAUCAUGAUCUCUGUAAUCAAGAUUCCAUUGAUAUGCUCCGCCGUCAAGGGAUUAAUUUUGAGCGCAAUUUAUUUCACGGUGUGGAUUCAAAGCUUUUCGCUGAACUAAUGUUCUCGUGGAUACUUGUUUAUAACGAUUUUGUUACUUGGAUCACGUUUAGUAGCGCUUAUGAUUUUGGAUAUUUGGUGAAGAUCCUGACCGGAAUGAAUUUACCAAACCUGUUAGAGGAUUUUUUGAAAAUGGUUGAAGUAUUGUUUGGAAAAAGUGUUUAUGACAUGAAAUAUAUGAUGAAGUCCUGCAACUCUCUUUAUGGUGGUCUCGAGCGGGUAGCUACUACGCUUGAUGUGUGUCGGGCAGUUGGAAAUGCUCAUCAAGCUGCAUCAGAUAGUUUGUUGACGUGGCAUGUAUUCGACAAAAUGAUAAAGACUUAUUUUAAGGAUGACGAAGCUGCCAAACAUGCCGGAGUGUUGUUUGGAUUAGAAAUUACAGCUUAG
This is a messenger RNA of Lathyrus oleraceus (garden pea), 714 nucleotides long. RefSeq names its product probable CCR4-associated factor 1 homolog 9. Gene Ontology annotation, cellular component: CCR4-NOT complex. The coding region runs from base 1 to 714 and encodes 237 amino acids. NCBI's taxonomy places the organism in Eukaryota, Viridiplantae, Streptophyta, Magnoliopsida, Fabales, Fabaceae. Gene Ontology annotation, molecular function: nucleic acid binding; poly(A)-specific ribonuclease activity. The transcript has 2 exons. The record is from RefSeq and is a predicted model, not a curated record.